Amphibalanus amphitrite is the source of this 2326-nucleotide messenger RNA. Its product is annotated as Kv channel-interacting protein 4-like. The record is from RefSeq and is a predicted model, not a curated record. Gene Ontology annotation, molecular function: calcium ion binding. Lineage: Eukaryota; Metazoa; Arthropoda; Thecostraca; Balanomorpha; Balanidae. Bases 504 to 1250 code for a protein of 248 amino acids. The transcript has 5 exons.
AGGGUGCACCAUCGUGUCAAUCUGAAGGUGUCACGUGUUAUCGACCACUUCAGGUCUCACGAGCCAGCCGCAGAGUCAGCGAACAGCCUCCGACGUCCAUCGACUUCACUCGGGCACGAGUGCCACAUCAUUGACGUCACUCGGGCAGGAGUGUCACAUCAAGGACGUCACAGAAACUAAGCCGGCUGGAACGCUGCAGCGAAGAUGGCUCAGUUUUAAGCCCUUUGGCACGUGACAAGAUUUUUAUCCGGAAAUCAGUGUGCCGUCCACGCUUAGCUCUGAGUCGGUGUGAAGGCCGUGCAGGGGUCGCAAUGCUGUGGUCAGUGGCGCAUGAAGUGUGCCACUCACCCAGCGCUAAGCUUAUGUAAAUUUUAUAACAUCACUGCAAAAUUGGUGGUAAGAAUUAUGGCUAAGUCAGUAUUGCUGUCGAGUGACCAGCAGCCUGACCUGACCUGACCUGAGCUGGGCUGAGCGGUGACAUUGGACGGUGACGUGGCAGCGUCAUGUACGCCUCUGUCAGUGGUCAUGGUAACGGCGGCGGCUCCAGCCGACACUACUCCAAGAGGGGCGUGCAGGGCCGGCGGGAGCGGUCCCUGUACCGCCGCGUGGUCAACUUUGUCACUCAGUACGUGACCGGCACCCAGUUCAAAACAGACUAUGAGCUGGAGGACUUUGAGGGCGACCGGAGGUACCGACCGCGAGACGUGGCCUCCCUCUCUGCCGACACGCACUUCUCACCCCACGAGGUCAAACGGAUCUACCGCGGCUUCAAGGUCGAGUGCCCGAUGGGAGUGCUUGGAGAGGAGGACUUCAAAGACAUCUACUCACGCUUCUUUCCUCAGCAGUCGAACACUGGAUUGUACGCCCAUUACGUCUUCAAUACGUUCGACAUUAAUUCGACCGACCGCGUCAUCAAUUUUGAGGAGUUCCUCAAGUGGCUGUCACGGCUGUGUCGUGGCACGGCGGAGGAGAAGCUGCGCUGGAUGUUCCGGCUCUACGACAUCAAUAACGACGGCCGGAUCACGCGCGGCGAGAUGACCUCGGUCUUCAUCAGCAUCUACGCCCUGCUCGGCGGCGUUAGUCUGAGCCUGCUUCAGGAGGACUCGGCUGUCGCCGGCAGGGUCGACCAAGUCUUUCAGAGGAUGGACCUGAACGGAGACGGCGUGGUGACGGUGGACGAGUUCCUCGAGUUCUGCUCCUCGGACCCGACCAUGAUGAGCUCACUGGCGCAGCUAGCCACUGUUCUCUGAGAGGAACUGACCAGCGUCCUCUGAGGAACUGAGGAGGACCCACAAUGAGCAAACUCCCGCUGAGGGAAACCCAAAGUCGGCUGCAGUCCUCUGAGAGGAACUGACCAGAGUCCUCUGAGGAGCCGAGGAGACAUCCUCUGAGCAGGCAGACAUCCUUCAAUGAGCAGACAUCCUCUGAGGGAGCUGAGACCGACACUAUCCUCUGAUGAAUCGAGGUGUAGCUGCAACGACCCAACGUCCUCUGCGGGAAACCUGAAUUCGGUCACACUCCUCUGAUGGACGCUGCGGUGAACACAGUCCUCGUAAAGAGGCCGAUUACAUAUAUCAGUGCCCACGCUGAUUAGGCUGGCGUGGCCCGAUCGCAUCACGCAGUGCUCUGUGACGCACAGUGACGCUUCGUGACAUCCCGUGACGUUUCAUGCUGCUCCGUGACGCACCGUGAUCCACCGUUAUGUUGCGUGUCGCUGUUGCGUGUGUUGGACCAGUGAUACCUCCGCACUCCCAUGGGAAGGUGGUGGAUGACAGGGAAACUGUAACUGCGUGACGCUGUCAGGAGGCGCUUCCAGACAAUGUGCUCCUUUAUCUCAAACAGUGAACCGACGAGUGGACAGAGACAUUGCCGGCCAGUGGCCACCCAUCGCCAUCCUGUGCCGAGCGCUGCCGUUAGAGCUGACCGGCCCCUGACGGCCGUCGGCGUGCGGUGACGAGCGGUCGGUGAUCACGACCCGUUCACGACGCGUUGCCCGUCGGGCGUGGCCGUCACCUGCCUCCGAUCGAGACAAACGACCACUCACGAUCGUCGUCGGUCGCCGACGAGCGUCCAUAGCGCCUGCCUGUCCCGACAUCGGCACCUCGUCUGUCCGCCGAAUGGGUCCGAUCAGAGGCGACGAGCGGCGACGAACGGUACGGGACGAGGUGCAGGGAGGUGGCAGAAAUGGGGAGAGGAAGAGAGAGAGAGAGAGAGAGAGAGAGAGAGAGAGAGAGAGAGGGAGAGAGAGAGAGAGAAAGAGAGAGAGAGGUGGUAGCAGACAGACGGAGAAACAGUGAGACAGAGACAUCAUAAAGACAGAGACCGG